AUGCGCGCCGCACCGACUUCGGACGAGAUCGGAGACACUCAAAUGAGUGGCGAGAUGCCGGACCCUCUUGAGGUGGCGCAGAGCCAGACGUUACAGUCGGAUCUUAGACUAGCCGAAAUCGUGGGGCGACCGAAAGUCAACAAGGCUGGCUUGAUUGUCACUUCUGAGCUCGGCAUCGCAAUCGCGAGGUGUAAGAGGAAAGUGCAGAAGUUGGCGCGCGAGUGCCGGCGGGCUAACAGAAGGUUUAGGGAUAUCGACUUCGACUUCUUGGAAGAUAGGGAGCGCUGUUUGCACGGUCUGGACGCCACGGAUAUGUACUUUCCCACUGACACUCUCCGCGUCAACGAGAUAUUCGAUAGUCCGCAAUUCUUCGUGGACGGCGCUACUGCAAGUGAUAUAUCGCAAAGCGACACCCUCGGCGACUGCUGGUUCUUGAGCGGCUUGAGCAUCGUCGCGACUGCGGGCCUGAUUGAAAAGAUUUGUGUUGAGCGUGAUGAAAAAGUUGGAGUGUAUGGGUUCAUCUUUUGGAGAGAUGCAGGGUGGGUGGAUGUUAUUGUGGACGAUAUCCUCUUUGUGAAGAUACCCCACUGGGAAGAACUCAAUGUCAGGGAACGGAUGAUCUACAAGGGUGACGAAGAUCGUUACUUCAAUGAGGCCCGUAAAGGCAGCAAGACACUUUUCUUUGCAAGAUCCAUGACAGAGAACGAGACUUGGGUACCUCUCCUAGAGAAGGCAUACGCGAAAUUGCACGGGGAUUACGCGGCUUUAGAACGAGGACAUGCAGGCAAGCUCGAAGCAGUUGAGGACCUGACAGGGGCCGUGUCAUCGAGACUUCAUGUUCAGGACAUACUCGACCGGGACCUCUUCUGGAAGGAAGAACUGAUGAACGCGAACAAGGAUCGCGUCUUCGCUUGUGUUGCAAAGGACAGAUAUCUGACGCCCAGUGUGAACAACACUUCACGCUCAUUUGAUAGUGGGCUCUCUGCUCGCCAUGCCUACGCCAUUCUCAGAGCGGUCGAAUACAGGGGAAGAAGGUUUGUCAAACUCAGAAACCCCUGGGGAGAGACAGAUUGGUCCGGUAAAUGGAGCGAUGGGAGUAAGGAGUGGGUUCAGGAGAAGUGGUCAAUUGAUGAAGCUCUCCACGCAUUAGAAUAUAAGUUCGGAAAUGACGGAGAGUUCAUCAUGGAAUACCACGAUUUUCUCAAAAUCUGGGACUCGGUUCCUAAAUGUCGCUUAUUCAACGACGAGUGGGCUUUGAGUCAACUAUGGUUGUCCGUGGACACCGGUGUCUUCCCAAAGCCUGCUGAGUUCGGUGAUGUUUCUUGUGAGAUGGUCCCUCAACCCGGCCUGAUCGUUCUAGCCCAGUUAGACAAGCGUUAUUUCUUGGGGAUGGAAAGUCUAGUCAACUUCAGUCUUGAGUUCUGCAUUUACAAGAAGGAUGGAGACGAACCUGUGGCGUCGUCGAACCAUCAUGGGCUUUGGGAUCGAAGCGUCGACAUAGAGAUCGAUUUGGAAGCCGGUGAUUAUGUCGUUCAGGUGAAGGAUGACUGCCACACUUGCGCUGCCUAA
Molecule: messenger RNA, 1569 nt
Organism: Stereum hirsutum FP-91666 SS1
Lineage: Eukaryota; Fungi; Basidiomycota; Agaricomycetes; Russulales; Stereaceae
Product: cysteine proteinase
Exons: 11
Coding region: 1-1569 (522 amino acids)
Biological process (GO): proteolysis
Cellular component (GO): cytoplasm
Molecular function (GO): calcium-dependent cysteine-type endopeptidase activity
Source: RefSeq, a predicted model, not a curated record